AUGGCGGUGCGUGAAGCAGCAGUUGACUUGAUAAACUACAUCAACCGGUCACCAUCUCCCUACCAUGCAGUUGCUGAAGCGAUAAAGGUCCUCAAGAAGGUUGGCUACCAGCGCCUGGAUGAAUCAGCUGACUGGAAACUUACUCCUGGAGGAAUGUACUACAUGACAAGAAAUGCAAGCACGCUCAUCGCGUUUGCACUUGGUGAGAAGUUCGCCGCGGGUAACCCCUGUCAGCUGAUCGGCGCGCACACCGACUCUCCAUGUCUACGUGUGAAGCAGCGCAGCAAGCACACUAGUGUUGGAUACAGCCUGGUAAAGAGUGAGUGUUACGGAGGUGGUAUCUGGGCUACCUGGUUCGACAGGGACCUCAAGUUAGCCGGGAAAGUGAUAGUUAAAGGGGAGAAUAACGCUCUAACCUCCCGUCUAGCGCACAUUGACCGCCCUAUCCUACAUAUCCCUACACUGGCAAUACAUCUUGAUCGUACAGUGAAUGAAGCGUUCAAGUUUAACAAGGAAGAGCAGCUAAUCCCAGUACUGGGGCUGAUAGAGAAGGAACUGGGAGGAGAGGUGGAGAAGAAGGUGACAGGUGUAGAAAAACAGCAGCAAUCCUUCACUAAACAUCACGACACAAAGUUACUGAAGCUGCUCUCAGAGCAUCUGGGUUGUGCUGGUGAUGAUAUUAUAGGGUUUGAUCUGUGUCUUGCUGAUGUUAUGCCAGGUAGUUUGGCUGGAGUAGAUGAGGAGUUCGUGAUGGCGCCCAGGCAGGAUAACCUUGUUAACGCAUGGGCUGGAACACAUGCACUUGCAAAACACAGUGUAUCCGGGUCCAGUACCGCUGCGGUCCUGUGUUUGUAUGACCACGAGGAGGUGGGAUCGCAGUCUGCGCACGGCGCUGGUACUGAACUCACCAACUUAGUGCUACAGCGCUUGAGUGGAAACAACUCCGAGCUUCUUGCUAAGUGCAUCGCCAAAUCCUUCCUUCUGUCUGCUGAUCAAGUACACGCUGUACAUCCCAAUUACGUGUCCAAACACGAGUCUAACUUCCAGCCUGCAGUGAACGGAGGAAUCUGCAUGAAGCACAACUCUAACCAGCGCUACGCAACCACUGCAAUGGGUGCCGCCCUCCUGCGCGAGCUUGCUCUCCGCAACGAUAUCCCCCUCCAGGAGGUGAUGGUGCGCAAUGAUUCACCAUGUGGGUCUACCAUUGGUCCAAUCAUGUCCGCUAAGACUGCUCUGAGAACGGUGGAUUUGGGAUGUCCUCAAUUGAGUAUGCACUCUAUUCGUGAGAUGGGAGGUGCUAAGGACCCCUAUCAUGCUGUGCGUCUGUACAAAGCUUUCUACGAGCAGUUUGCUGGUAUUGAUGCUGCAUCUACUGAUGAAACCUGCGACGAAACCUUUAUUUAAAUUUUAAGCUGAUCUAUUUUCAUUUUCAGUUGUACGUUUAUCCCAAUAAUAUUGAUUUAUCAUGUGCUAUUUGAUUUUUAGGGUUUUUUUGUGUUAGGGAGACCCGAAAUUUACUGUGUAAUCUUCUGUAACUUGAAGCUCCCAUUAAUGAUGAAAGUUAUUGAGAAAAAAGAUUACGGUUAUAAUGUAUUAUAAUUUUACUUCUCCUAAGAUGUAAAGUACCAACAUCUUUCAUGACAUCAUUUUUUCGCUCAGUUGCAUAAAAGAUGUUGAUCGUGUAUAAUUGAUGUUUGAUUUUGUAUAAUCAAUGUGUGAUUACAUAAGUUC
This is a messenger RNA of Bolinopsis microptera, 1731 nucleotides long. Its product is annotated as aspartyl aminopeptidase-like. The transcript has a single exon. Gene Ontology annotation, molecular function: zinc ion binding; aminopeptidase activity. NCBI's taxonomy places the organism in Eukaryota, Metazoa, Ctenophora, Tentaculata, Lobata, Bolinopsidae. Bases 1 to 1404 code for a protein of 467 amino acids. Gene Ontology annotation, biological process: proteolysis. The record is from RefSeq and is a predicted model, not a curated record.